This is a messenger RNA of Mobula hypostoma (lesser devil ray), 3382 nucleotides long. It is a transcript of the gene ero1a, whose product is annotated as endoplasmic reticulum oxidoreductase 1 alpha. Gene Ontology annotation, cellular component: endoplasmic reticulum; endoplasmic reticulum membrane. Gene Ontology annotation, biological process: protein folding in endoplasmic reticulum. The record is from RefSeq and is a predicted model, not a curated record. Gene Ontology annotation, molecular function: protein-disulfide reductase activity; FAD binding; thiol oxidase activity. NCBI's taxonomy places the organism in Eukaryota, Metazoa, Chordata, Chondrichthyes, Myliobatiformes, Myliobatidae.
CGUCCAUUUACACAACUGGGCACUUCAGAACAUUCGGCAGGUUAAACAAUUACACGCAAUUCAGCCUUCUGUAAAAUAAAAUGAGACAUCACUGGACUUUAUUUGACAUAUUUGGCCCGAGAGUAUUGCGACGUGUGGGCUCGGUGUUGCACACUAGGAAGUAAAGUGAAGUUUACAAGGCGGGGCCUCGGCUUUAAAAGGAAACCUUCAAUGAGUCAAGUUUCUGUGCUGGCGGUGGAUGUUGGCUCUUUCUCAUCCGUUACAUUUUGCAGAGUCUGCAUCGGAGCAGUUACCAUCCCGGUCAGGAAUAAUUAACGAUGUUGAGUCCAGUCUUUCUGAUGUUGUUCUGUAUGUUUGUGCACCAGGGUACACAGGAUAUAGUUUCAAAGGAGCAGACAUCUUCCUAUCAGGAAACUGGAUACCUUGAAGAUUGCACUUGUGAUGCUGAAACUAUUCAAGGACUUAACAACAAGCUGUUUUCUAAACUACAAGAGCUCCUCAAAAGUGACUAUUUUAGAUAUUACAAGGUCAAUUUAAAGAAGACUUGCCCCUUCUGGUCAGAUAAUAGCCACUGUGGUCUGAGGGACUGUGCUGUUAAACCUUGCCAGCCAGAUGAUCUACCAGCAGGAAUUAGAUCUGAAAGCUUUAAGUAUAGCAAGAAGGUAAAUACUAUCUCUCAACAUGAUGCUGAAUGUGAAGAGACAGAGAAGCUUGGGGCUGUUAACAAUUCUUUGAGUGAAGAAACAAAACAGGCAGUGCUCGACUGGACCAGACAUGACGACUCCACAGACAACUUCUGUGAAAUUGAUGAUGAACAAUCUCCGGAUGCUGAGUAUGUUGAUCUGCUUCUCAACCCUGAACGCUAUACUGGCUAUAAAGGUAGAGAAACAUGGAAAAUUUGGAAUAGUAUCUAUGAAGAAAAUUGUUUUAAGCCAAGCUCCAUUAGACGGCCAUUCAACCCACUGAUACCUGGCAAAGACAAAAGCAGUAGUGAAGAAGGACAUAUGGUCCAUUUCACUUGCCAAACUUGGGGAAAAAUUCAACAUAUGGAAAUCUCUGAAGCUGGUGGAGCCUUCUACAAUUGGUUGCAAGAUUUGUGCAUAGAGAAGAGAUCAUUUUAUCGAACUAUUUCAGGACUCCACACCAGCAUCAAUAUCCAUCUUAGUGCACGAUAUCUGUUAGAAGAUACCUGGUAUGAAAAGAAAUGGGGGCAUAACAUUACAGAAUUUAAGCAGAGAUUUGAUCCACAUAUUACCAAAGGAGAAGGACCACGCAGGAUUCAAAACCUUUAUUUCUUGUACCUGCUGGAGUUGCGGGCUUUAUCCAAGGUGUUGCCCUUCUUUGAACGCCCCGCCUUUCAACUUUAUACAGGCAAUGAAACACAGGAUACAAAAUAUAAAAAUCUUCUUCUGGAAAUUCUCAGUUUGGCCAAAUCAUUCCCUUCACACUUUGACGAACAUUCCUUGUUUGCUGGGGAGAAAAAGGAAUCUGGAAAUCUAAGGGAAGAAUUUCGGCUGCAUUUCAAGAAUAUUACAAGGAUCAUGGACUGUAUUGGUUGCUUCAAAUGCAGACUUUGGGGCAAACUUCAGGUACAAGGGCUGGGUACUGUACUGAAGAUCCUCUUCUCUGAGAAGCAGAUAAACAGUAUAUCCGACUCUGGUCCAUCUAAAAGUUUCCACCUAACACGCCAAGAUAUCGUUGCGCUCUUUAAUGCUUUUGGAAGGGUUUCUACCAGUGUCUGGGAGCUUCAGAAUUUCACAGAACUACUGAAAACUACACAUUGAUGGUACCAAACUUGCUACACCUUUUUUUUCCUACUGAAAGUUCUUGCGCUUUUGUUUUGAAAAGUCAAGAGCUUGUUGUAAAUACAGUCGAUUCUGGCCCAGUACAUUUUGGCUCCAUUAAGGAGCUGCCCCAAUCAGCCAAAGUUUCAUGGAGAUAGUCAAAAGCUGUAAAAUAGGCAAACUACUUAUAACUGCUAUAAUUUAUGGCAGUUAUAAAUUAUAGAGGUAGCCAUUUAAAUAAAUAGAGAACCAAUUAGAACACUACUAAUACUACUACAGUAUUAUAGAGCUAAUAGAUAUUGAUGGAAGAAUUCAUGCAGUGUAUGCAUUUUUUGAUUGACUAAAUGAACAAAAUCAAUGCAGAUGCCUACUGCAGAUAAUGGACUGCCUUCGUACAACGCUUUUCAUGAUUGCAACUUUCAACUCAUUUUCAUUUUACAUUCAAGCUGAUUGUUGAUACCUUCAAAUUCUCUGUAAUUCCCAACUUGUAGUGAAAUAGUUUCAUUUUCAUUUCCAGCUCUCCAAUCCUGAAUGCUUGAAACCAUGGUGAGCAAAACAGUUCCAAAUUGUGUUACAGCUUACUUCUCAUCAAUUAUCAGUGACAAGUCACUUCUCUGAACACAAAUACAUGCAGCUGAUACUAUUUAAGAACUGAACACUCCAAGUACAGUGUAGUGUGCAACAGCCACAUUAGCACGCAACUGAUGCUAGAUAGAAACUGAUUGGCACAGUCUCCUGCUCCAAUUAAGCAGCAUUGUGUCCCAAUUAAACGAAGGGAAUUCUGGCUAUUUUCUUGAUUUUGUUUUGAGUAGUCCCAAUUAACCAGAAUCUACUGUAUACUGUAAAAACAAAUUUAACGCUGUAGUUGAAGAACUGUUUUCAGAAAUCAUGAAUACAAAAAUGGCUACUUUAGCCAACAAUGUCAUAAUGAUAUUUGUGACAAACUGUGAAUUACAACUUAGAAAUUAAAGGCAUUGAAUGUUUUUGUAGGAUUUUCACUGAUGAAAUGUUACCAUUAGACCACUGAGUUUACAAAAUGCACUGUUCCACUCCAAAAGUUCUUAACUUUGAUUUUGUUUCAUCCAUCAAAUUAAAUUUUAUUCAGGAUAAAAUUUGCAACAUCACUGUUGCAGCAAUGUUUGUUGAAAUAAAUGCAAUUAUCAAAGACAAAAGGAUCACCUAAGUACUCUAACUUGAAUGAUAACCAAGUUAAUUCCUAAAUUGCAUGGAGAUUGUAGCAUGCCCGAUUAAAAGGUUUGCAAAAAAAAUGACCAUAGCACUGAUGUAUCCUGAAAACAUUGAAGCAAAAUUGACAAAUGGUUAAUAAUCAAUCCAUAUUUAUCAACAACCUGAUACACAAAUAAUUCUAAUUUUUAAAAACUUAGAACUGUAGAAGCAAUUUUCUCAUUGUAUAAGAAAAAUAUCAACUCAGCUGUAAAUGUUUGGGGGUCAAAUCAAUGUAAAUGGGAUGAUUUUGUUUAAAAUAUUGUUUGAUAUCUGGAUUGCACGUGUGCAGUGGCUUUUUUAAUCUGAUUCAAUUUAUUUAUCUCCAACAGCCAAUUUGGAAACUCCAAUUGCAAUAAAUUUUCAACAAUCUU